Molecule: messenger RNA, 4824 nt
Organism: Oncorhynchus tshawytscha (Chinook salmon)
Lineage: Eukaryota; Metazoa; Chordata; Actinopteri; Salmoniformes; Salmonidae
Product: ralBP1-associated Eps domain-containing protein 1
Biological process (GO): endosomal transport; endocytosis
Cellular component (GO): cytoplasm; plasma membrane
Molecular function (GO): protein binding; calcium ion binding
Source: RefSeq, a predicted model, not a curated record
AACACUUAUCGGUUUCCGGGUUACGGAGAAGAGAGGAUGGGAAAGAGAGGGCUAAGGACGGACUCUGUCAAAUGACAAAAGGCCAUUGAAUUGAAUGGGGAGACCCGUUCUAUUCAUUAUAUUUCUAUGGUUGACAUCCUUCAUCCGGGACACGGUUAGUCCCCCCUGCUUUGCAGACACGCGCUGACUCUCACGGUCUGUACGAUGACAUCACGGGGUAUAGGAAUGGCGGCUCUGGCUGAUGGAGGAAAGAGCCAAAAGACCCUGAAACUUUACUUCUAACAUAAUUAAGAAAGAUUUUAAAUUGAUUGAAACAACAUACGGUAACGGAAUAGAACCGGAAGAACUCGAAUUCCGGUUGAUUUACUGUUCAAUAGCGACGUCCAGUCUCGGAAGUUGACUACUGGCACUGCUGACUUCAGGCUAACGUUGUUAGUUAAGCUACCUGCUAAUAUCAUAUAGCUAGCUUGUUUAGCUAACGUUGGUAGCAACGUCAGUCAUUAUUUACUCACAUUUUAUUGAUUGAUAAAUUCAUAAUUAUCCGAAAUAAAUCAUUGUUCUAAUUAGUCGGCACGUAAUAUUGCUACUAGGCUAGUUUCUGAGGACAUUCACGAAGGUGAAAUACAAAAAAAUUAUACCCUUCUUGCCAUAGCUAGCUAACUACAGUAGUAUUUAGCUAAGCUGAGAAACUAGCAAAGCUGACCAGCAACGUCGCUCCUCUCGCCUUGUUGAGUCCAGUUAUCACAAGGAUAACAAAAUUAGUCUGCUGAUCGCGUACUUUUGAUGCCAUAAUGGAAAGUUUAACGUUAACUGAUGUGGAGCAGAAGUAUUACUCUGAUUUGUUCGUUUAUUGCGAUACGGACAACACCAAGAAAGUGGCUUCCAACGGCAAAGUUCUUGAUCUUUUCCGGGCGGCCCAGCUACCCAGUGAGGUUGUCCUGCAGAUAACAGAGCUCUGUGGAGCCACUCGCCUGGGCCAUUUUGGAAGGAGCCAGUUUUACAUUGCACUGAAACUCAUCGCUGUAGCCCAGUCUGGACUGCCUCUCCGGGUAGAGAGCCUCAAUUCUGUCAAGGACUUGCCUCUGCCUCGCUUUGUUGUGGCCAAAAAUGAGCAAGAGGCCAGACACACAGCCAUGUACCCUGACUUGGAGAACCAGGGGCCUUACCAGGGUGUGAUUCCACGACCCCCUGGCCGAGGGCAGGUCAAGAAGGUGUCUGCCCACGAGGUCAUCCAGCCCUGUGUGCCCACAGUAGAACCACAGCCCGACACCACAUCCCCAGUGGUAUCUCCCCACCAGUCCCCUCCCACCUCGCCUCAUGCCUGGAGAAAGCACAAACGGCAGGCAAGCGGGGGGAACGUGGAGAGACCUGCUGUGGUGGUGGCAGGUGCUGUCUGGACACCUUUCAGAGAAGCACAAUCAGGACCUGUGGUGGUAGGUGAUGGGAUGUGGUCUGCCCACUCACCUCCCCCCGUUCAGGAAAGCUGGGUCAGUUUGAAAGAUACUUAUCCCCCCUCCUCCAGCAAAAUGCCACCAAUGCAUCUCUCGCCGGUCCAGGAGAACUCUUCCAUACGAACGGUUGCAUCUGUUACUACAGCCAAUGAAAUCCAAAGACAGUCCAGUAGCAGUUAUGACGACCCCUGGAAAAUCACGGACGAGCAGAGGCAGUAUUACAUCAAUCAGUUCAAGACCAUCCAGCCCGACCUCAACGGUUUCAUUCCUGGUUCUGCUGCAAAAGAGUUUUUCACUAAAUCAAAGCUACCUAUUCUUGAACUGUCCCACAUUUGGGAGCUUUCGGAUUUUGAUAAAGACGGGGCGUUGACACUGGAUGAGUUCUGUGCUGCAUUUCAUCUUGUUGUUGCUAGGAAAAAUGGCUAUGACCUUCCUGAAAAGCUGCCAGAGAGUCUUAUGCCAAAGCUUAUUGACUUGGAUGACUCAGCAGAGGUUCCAGACCAGGCCCCUGAUGUCGGCUACUCGGGCUCCCCCGUGGAGGUGACCCCAAACAAGUCCCCCAUGCCCUCACUCAACCAGACCUGGCCUGAUCUCAACCAGGGCAACGAGCAGUGGGAGACUUUUAGUGAACGCUCCUCCAGCUCACAAACUCUGACCCAAUUUGAUUCUAACAUUGCACCAGCUGACCCUGAUACAGCUAUUGUCCACCCUGUUCCCAUCCGCAUGACCCCAAGCAAGAUCCAUAUGCAAGAGAUGGAGCUGAAGAGAACCGGAAGUGACCACACACAUCCUACCAGUCCCCUGAUGGCUAAACCACCUGAGCUCUCUGAAGAAACCAAGCUUGCCACCUCUAUGAAGUUUGUAACAGCUAACUCUGGUGAUGGUUAUAGCAGUUCAGAUUCAUAUACUUCAGAUCAAGACCCAAUUACAAGUGUUGUAACAAGACAAAGGUCUAAUUCUGGGACCUCUCCUGAAGGUCUAAAGGUGGCGUGCCCCCCACCACCCCCUCCCAGGCCCAACGCCUCCCACUCCCGCUCCUCCUCGCUAGACAUGAACAGAAACUUUGCCGCUCACCCCGCAGGGCCACAGCAAUCUGGAGUCGUGGCCUGUCCUCCAGCCAUACCUCCUAGGCCGCUACCCACACAGACCUCUGGUCCUCAUAGUGGGCAUCGCUCGGAUGAGGGCCUGGCAGCUCACUCCACUACCUCGCCCCAGCAGAUACCAGAGCAGCCCAACUUCGCUGACUUCAGUCAGUUCCAGGCGUUCGCUGCCUCAGAUCAGCCCAGUGACAACGGGGAGAAGCACCCAGAGAGUCUGCCAGUAGAGAAGUCUACAGAAGGGGCUGGGCCUUUGAGAACUGUGAAGAUUGACAACCAGGAAGAGAGAGCUGCAGCUACUGUGAACUCUGCCAAAGGGUCCAUCAUGGCCCCCCCACCCAAACCUGUCCGCCGGAGACUGAAAUCCGAGGAUGAACUCCAGGAUGAAACCCUCCCCCCGAAGUCUAACGUCAUAGCCACUGUUCUAGCUACACUGCCAUCCAUUCCCAGGUCUGUUGGUAAGGAUAAAAAAGCAAUUCAAGCCUCUAUCAGAAGAAACAAGGAAACCAACACAGUUUUGGCCAGACUCAACAGUGAAUUACAGCAACAGCUAAAGGACUUACUAGAAGAGAGGAUAUCUUUGGAGGUUCAACUGGAACAGCUCAGACCAUUUUCCCAUUUGUAACCUGUGUGUGUGAGGAGGACAAGUUCAUGAGAGAAGAUAGGAGAGACCUGAAGGGGCCUUUUGUGUGAUGCACAUGUUAUCUCCACUGUCCAUUCCCUCUGCAUUCUGCUGUCUCUUCUGUGGGAACCAGAUGGACUGACCGACCGUCUGUCUGUCGGACGGUCUGCCUGACGGUCUGACAGUCUGCCUGACAGUCUGCCUGACGGUCUGACAGUCUGUUUGACGGUCUGUCUGUCGGACGGUCUGACUGUCGGAUGGACGGACAGUCGGUCGGUCGGUCUGACUGACGGGCUGACUGACGGACUGACGGUCGGUUUGCAACAACACACCCUGACUCGCCCUCAUCAGACAGAACAGUCUUUCCAAAGGGGCUGGGUUAGGAAUGUUACAAAUAUUGGCACUUUUAUUUAUCAAAGAAAUAGCAAAGAUUAUUCUGGAUGUCAAUCCCUUAUACUAUAUCACAGGCCCCGGUGCCAGACUGACAGGCACUGAACUGGAACUUGAGUCAUGGGGUACUGAAGGCCGAGUUCCCUCCCUCAUUCUUCCCCAUGAUGACAAGUGUCCAGUAGAGGAGCACUCUGGGGUCUGCCUGUGCUGUGUGGGCCUGGUCUCCUGGGACCUGUCGAGGACAGAUAAUCAUGCCAGUGAAGGCAUUGUGAGGAGUCUACAGGAGAUGACUCUAUCCUGGAGCGCUUUGGACUGAUCAUGUGACAGGAAUGAAUUCAUGUUCCAGUUUAUUACAGCAUCCCGCUACGCGGAGGGCUAUUCUGUCCAUGUGCGUCUCUGUAUACAUGUGUGCUGUAUGUAUGGUGUGUGUUUGGAUUUAUUUGGGCACGCAAUGGUUACAUAAACGGCAUGAUGAAAUGAGUGUGUAUGUAUAAUUUUUUUCUUCCACUAGUCUUCUGCAAUUUAAUCUGUAACAAAAUGAGCUGUGUUACUAUGUGAAGUGAUUGACCCUCAGAUUACAGACCACAUUUUUGUUUUUGCUCCUGGCUCUGUAGUUGCUCAUGCUGAUGCUGCCUGUGCCUCCUUAUGGUACAUAAAUUGAAUCAGUCCUGCCCCAAACACAAGGUUCCCUGUGAGAUAUGAUAACCAACUAUGGAAGCGAGACCAGAAUGAAACGACUGCACUUUUCCCCUGUUUUUUUUGUCCACCCCCCGCAUGUUGUUCAUGCUCUUAUCUAGUAUGAAGACAGUGCUUAAAUACAAACCACUUGAUUUCUACCUGUAUACGGUAUCUUACCUAGUCUGACAUUUGCGUUGGUACCUACACCUUGUAUAACUGUCUUUUUGUUUUUCUGGAACUUCUUGUGUUUUCUUAAUUUCUUAACCUGUCUUCAAAAGCCUUACUCCUGGCGUUCAGGUUUCCACUGUAAUCUAUUCUCCCUGUAUUGAACCAAGUUGAGCCUUCUUUUCCCUGCUGUUCAGGUUGAUGUACUGUAUAAGGGGUAUGUUGUAUAUUGUAUAUGAUACACACCUUUUGAUCUCAUAUGUACAUUUGCAUUAAUUGCUGACUAACAGCAAAUAUUCUAUUUAAUUGCUUAUAUUAUGGCUGUGUGAUCAUAGAUGUUUAACUGCAUGGAUGUAUCUCUGCAGAAUGAACUAGCAGCUGUGUGAUUUUUACACAAAAUAAAAACUGCACAAUAUUUUAA